CAGCGCUCCCUGACCCCCCCCCCCGCGCGCCGCGCUGUCGAUAAUUGUCCCAGCAGGAAAUAAUGGGUGGCGGGGCAGCCAGGUCGCCCCGAGGCAACAGACCUCUGGGUCACAGGUGCUAGAGCCCUCCCUCCUCCCGCCCAGUCACAGGUAAUUUGUCCCGGCAGGGAGUAAAGGCCGGCCAGGGUGUGCCAGCCGCUGGGGGAAUAGGCCCGUGCAGGCUCCGCAGCGGCGCAGUGGAGACGGAGUCGGUGCCGAGCUGGAGGGAGUUUCAGCGCCAACCCCGAGCGCAGUGAGUACAAGUAACUCAAAGGAAACCCAGUAGCUUUGCAGCGGAGUGUCUCCUGAUUUUUCAGAAUGCGCUGAUUGUUAGAAAGAAAAAAAUCAAAGCUCAGGAAGCUCUUGAAAAGGACACCAAGUGUAAAGUGAACCGGCUCAUUGUCAGGCAGUUCUGGAACCAUGAGCACUAACGGAACAGACCUAACGAUUGGUUUCAUCUCCUCUUCUGUAGCUGUCCUUUUGUUUGGCUCAAACUUUGUACCACUUAAAAAAUAUGAUACUGGUGAUGGAAUGUUUCUCCAGUGGGUGCUUUGUGCUGCCAUAUGGUUGAUUGCCCUGGUGGUCAAUCUGAUAUUACAUUGCCCGAAAUUUUGGCCUUUCGCAAUGGUUGGGGGCUGCAUUUGGGCAACAGGGAACAUUGCUGUUGUCCCAAUUAUCAAAACCAUUGGUUUAGGCCUUGGAAUCUUAAUCUGGGGAUCAUUUAAUACCUUAACUGGCUGGGCAAGCUCAAGGUUUGGCUGGUUUGGAAUGGACGCGGAAGAAGUGUCAAAACCGGUGCUAAAUUACGUCGGAGCCGGAUUAUCAGUAGUAAGUGCUUUCAUAUUUUUGUUCAUCAAAAGUGAAAUACCAAAUAACACGUGUUCUGUGGACACCACACCAUUAAUGACAGAUCAUGCGAUCAACAGCAGUCAAGAUUCCUGUCCUGAUUAUUCCUGGGUGGAUAAACUUUCUACAGCCCAACGGCGCACAGUGGGCUGCAGUCUUGCAGUGAUAUCUGGAAUACUCUAUGGGUCUACAUUUGUGCCCAUCAUUUAUAUCAAGGACCACAGCAAAAGAAAUGACAGUAUAUAUGCAGGGGCAAGCCAGUAUGAUUUAGACUACGUUUUUGCACACUUCAGUGGCAUCUUUUUUACAAGCACAAUCUACUUUCUGGCCUACUGUGUAGCCAUGAAAAAUAACCUUAAGUUAUAUCCUGAAGCAGUCUUGCCAGGAUUCCUGUCAGGAGUUCUUUGGGCAAUAGCCACCUGCUGUUGGUUCAUAGCUAACCACGCUCUCAGUGCUGUGGUCAGUUUUCCAAUAAUCACUGCUGGUCCAGGAUUUAUAGCUGCAAUGUGGGGUGUCUUCAUGUUUAAGGAAAUACAGGGUCUACAAAACUACCUAUUGAUGAUAUUUGCAUUUUGCAUCAUCUUGACUGGAACAUUAUGCACUGCUUUCUCUAAAAUCUAACAAUUACAAGACCAGCAGAUGGCAGCAGUGGGUAAGAGAACCCUGCUACAGGACUCCUAGUGAUUAUGCUGAGUUCAUUUUCACACAGCAAAUGGAUCUCAACCCGUCUUGGACUGGGUAAAUGAUUUUUUUUUCACAAAUGUGAGAAUAAAGGAAAACUAAUUUGUGGUCAAGUAUAAAAAUGGAAAAUUCUUCUAAUGAACUAUUUAUGUCGGUAGGACUUUACUGGGUGAUUAAAAUGUCUGUCUUCUUAACAGCAUUACCGCUGAGAGUGCUCCUUUUACCAUAAUAUGUACUUGGUGUUGCAGAAGCAGCAAAACAGUGUGGAGUUCAUAUACACAGAGAAUUUUGUCUAUGUCCAAGUUUCCAACAUAUUACCCUUGUUAAUGAAGAGAGGCAGAAAAACGUUGGGGAGAGAAAGGGGAGAAGACCUACCUUAUAAUGGAAUUAGAUUCCAAACCUGUCUAGAUCCUUGCCAGAAAAAGUAAAUGUCAGAGUUGGUAACUGAAUAUAAAAAAGGCCAUUUCAUUUUUUGCCCAAACUUAUUUUUACUUCAAAUUAAUAUUGCUCAACUCUACGUCACCCCCUCAUCUUAGCUCAAAAUGCUUUUGAUUAUCUACAGAUAAAAUCUGUCUUCAAAGGACAAAGAUUUCCAACCAUGGAGAAUGUGCAUAUAAUACAUCUACAGACAUAUACAGAUACGCACAUGUAAAUACACACACAUAUAUGUCUGUAUGAUUCCAAACAGGGGAAAUUCUAGAGUUGCUGUAGUGAGGGUCUAGUUUAUUCGAGUAAGAAUUUGCAGGGACCAAACCCUUCUUUGUAUGUAAAAUUUAUUAUUUUUUUCUGAAAUACACUUUCCUAAAAUCCCUCUUUAAGCUGGAAGUUUUCUUCCUGUGUUAACUGGUGGUUUCCUUUAGGGAAAAAAAAAUAACGGACAUGCUAUUUUUAUAUAGAUAUUCCGAAGAGACAGAACAGCAUUCUAUUUAAGUAUAUGAGCUCUGGUGCUGACCCGAAUGGCUUUCAUCUUCAUUGUAUGACUUUAAAGGAGUUCCCAAGCCUCCUGUUUCAGAUUCCUCAUCUAUGAAAUGGACAUAAUGAUAAUGAUAAUGGUUAUUGUAAGGUUCAAAUUAAUUAAAAUCUGUAACAUGUUCAUUGAGUGUCUGGCACUUGGCAAACAUUGUAUAAUUCUUAGCUAUUAUUGUUAUGUACUGUUUGAGAAAGAAAACAUGUCUGUAGAUUGGGGAAUAUUUUGUAAGAGCUACUGCCCUCACCACCAACCCAUCUAAACAACUGGUUAUUAUUCAUUCCUCUAUUUGAGUGCAAUUUAAAUAAUGAUACUAGGGUCUCUAUUUCCUUAUGAAUUCUUCGAUUGUAACACCUUACCAAAACUCAUUUUAAUUUUAACCUGAAAUAUAAUUAUGUUGAUAACUUUAAAUAAAUUGACAUAACUCAAAAGCUAAUUUGCUUAAAUAUACUUUCAAAUUUCAUACGUAUAGCAUUCAAUUAUUCUGGAGUUGAGAUUGCCAAUCUAUAUGCAAAAUUUUUAAUGUGAAAUAAAGCAAUUUCAGAAGAAAGAUGAAAAAAAUCUUAUUACCACUGUACAGUUUCUGCUACCACACAAUGCUUUUAGUGUUGGUAAGAGAUAAAAGUAGUGUGGGGGGUAAAAAAAGCUUUUCAAAAUGGUUACCAUGCAGAAAACUUACUAUGUAGAGGUUAGUCUAAACAGGUGAUGACCAAAUGUCCAUUUCUUUGCUCAGUUUAAGAAGUUAACACCUACUCUCUCUAUAAGUUUUGAGGCUUUGUUCUUCCUUGUCUAGUAUGGUCAAAUUCAUGUGUUUUAACUUCUUGCUUGGCUUUCUGUCUCUGUGUACAGAGAAGUCACUACCUUAAGUAGGGAAGUGGCAUCCCAAUAAGGCUGGCAUCCAGAUUAUGGGAAUUGUUUAUUAUCAAAAUAAAAACUCUUAAGCUUCUCAAAA
Ailuropoda melanoleuca (giant panda) is the source of this 3485-nucleotide messenger RNA. RefSeq names its product transmembrane protein 144 (gene TMEM144). Gene Ontology annotation, biological process: carbohydrate transmembrane transport. Gene Ontology annotation, molecular function: carbohydrate transmembrane transporter activity. NCBI's taxonomy places the organism in Eukaryota, Metazoa, Chordata, Mammalia, Carnivora, Ursidae. Gene Ontology annotation, cellular component: membrane. The transcript has 12 exons. Bases 460 to 1506 code for a protein of 348 amino acids. The record is from RefSeq and is a predicted model, not a curated record.